Molecule: messenger RNA, 1052 nt
Organism: Alligator mississippiensis (American alligator)
Lineage: Eukaryota; Metazoa; Chordata; Crocodylia; Alligatoridae
Product: zinc finger protein RFP-like
Exons: 1
Coding region: 316-756 (146 amino acids)
Molecular function (GO): zinc ion binding
Source: RefSeq, a predicted model, not a curated record
UGAAAUUUGAGCCUUUUAUCCCCCUAGACUAAAAAUAUCCUGGAAGAACUUGAUAAAAUAGAUCAGACAGAACCUUCACCUCGAGUGGCAUAACUCUAAAACAAGUAGAGAGUACUUAGGAUGGGAUAACAUAUUUUAAUGGAGAAAUGCUGCCAUUUUAAGUGCCUUUUUGAUUGUUUAAAGUUUCUUGUAACAGAACCUGAAACAUGAGUCAUUGCCAGGAAGGGAAACACCCACUACAGCUUUUUUGUGAGAAGCAGAGGUUCCCUAGCUCAAAAAAAUGAAACUUAAACUUUGCACUGCCCUGCAGGAGCCAUGGCAGCACAGAACCCUAUAGGAAACCUCCAGGAUGAAGCUACCUGCCCCAUCUGCCUGGAGUAUUUUACUCAACCUGUCACUCUGGAGUGUGGGCAUAACUUCUGCCGAGACUGCAUCACCCAGUGCUGGAAUAGAUUACAGCCCAAGUGCUUCUGCCCCCAGUGCAGGCAAGAUGUGCAGCAGAAAAACCUCAGGCCCAACAGGCAGCUGGAGAACAUCUUAAAGAUAGCCAAACAGUUGACCGUGCAGGCAGUUAAAGGGGCAGGAGGGAAGGAGGUGUGCCAGGAACAUCAGGAGCCUCUGAAACUGUUCUGUGAGGAGGAUCAAACCCCCAUCUGCGUGGUGUGUGACAGAUCCCGGAGUCACCGAGCUCAUGCUGUGGUUCCCAUUGAGGAGGCUGCCAAGGAGUACAAGGUAGGGAAUGUCUAUCCAGUGUAAUGUGAAGUAUCUUAAUGUUAAUACCAGCUUUGCUUCAUCAUAAGCUGCCUGCUACAAGCAUUGGUGUGAUUUCAUCUUCCAGAUCUGUAAAACCAUCAGUGAAUGAAAGAUGCAAUAAGUGAGAAAUGGCAUUGCAGAGUGGGAACAGAGAUGGACGAUGAAAACCUGAAAGAUCUCUGAUACAGGAUGCUGAAGCCUUAAACUUGCUUCCCUAGCUACUAUCAAACUAUGAAACCCUUUGUGAAACAGUGCCCUUCUAGCAAACUUUUAACUGAUUAGGGAGAUUCAAGUGGCAG